CACCCACGGUUUUCCACUCGCCCACGGCGCCGGGCGACAUGGCGGCCGUGCGCCUAUCCCCACGCCUCCUCUCGAUUCCCCUCCUGCUCCCCGGACUCGACCCCGCAGCCGCAGUCCACCGCAGCAGCUCGGCCACCGCCGCCGCGCGGGCCAUGUCCUCCUCCUCCUCCGCGUCCUCACCCCCAACCCCCUACACGACGCUCGUGGGCCGCGUCCGCUGCGAGCGCGAGAUCAAGCGCAGCAAGUUCAUAGCAGUCGCCGCCUCCGUCCCCGACGAGCGCGCCGCCAUGUCCUUCCUCAACGAGGUCAAGGAUCCUCGUGCCACCCAUAAUUGCUGGGCUUACAAGGUGGGAGAACAGUUCCGUUAUAACGAUGACGGAGAACCUUCAAGCACGGCUGGAAAGCCAAUAUACUCUGCCAUCAUUUCGUCUGGCAUAGAUAUGGUCAUGGUGGUUGUAAUAAGAUAUUUUGGAGGCAUAAAACUGGGAACGGGCGGGCUGGUGAGAGCUUAUGGUGGGGUUGCUUCUGAGUGCCUUAAAGAUGCUCCUACUUGUCUUGUGAAACCCAAGGCUCGUGUGGGCAUGGAAGUGCCAUUUGACCUCUUGGGAACAGUAUACAAUCAGCUGCAGCAUUUCCAUGCCGAAGAUAUUAAACAGGACUAUGACACUGGCAAAGAUGGUACAGUUGUCGUCAUGUUCAAAGUAGAAUAUGAAAAAAUCGAGGGUCUUGGAAAUGCAGUGAAUUCAGCUUGCAGCAGGAAAAUUGAAUUAUUACAAUAAGCAGAGGGGACAAGCCUGAUUUUUCAGUUUCAAUGUUUAACUAGCAGCUAGUACAGCUUCAGUUUGUUGAGUGUAAGUAUUUGUACGAUCUAAUCCCACCAUGUUUUCUUCGGCUCAAUGGCAUAAUGGAAAUUAGUUCACAUGGGCUUAAA
Messenger RNA from Aegilops tauschii subsp. strangulata, 931 nucleotides. RefSeq lists its product as uncharacterized. Gene Ontology annotation, biological process: regulation of translational initiation. The record is from RefSeq and is a predicted model, not a curated record. Gene Ontology annotation, cellular component: cytoplasm. Lineage: Eukaryota; Viridiplantae; Streptophyta; Magnoliopsida; Poales; Poaceae.